Molecule: messenger RNA, 564 nt
Organism: Daldinia decipiens
Lineage: Eukaryota; Fungi; Ascomycota; Sordariomycetes; Xylariales; Hypoxylaceae
Exons: 1
Coding region: 138-455 (105 amino acids)
Source: RefSeq, a predicted model, not a curated record
UAACACCCCGUGUAAGCCGGUCCUGGACACUUUCGCCUCAGCCCGUCUUUUGACUUCUUGCCGGAGUCUUCCGUAUGCUUAAAUGGACGGGCUUUUAGCGGGCUCGCCUCGUCAAGCGAUCAGUGACAAAUGCCGGUAUGGUAUUUAAGGUUGCUUUCAACCCUAACCUUACUUUUUUGCCUUGCUUUGCCUUACCUCGCCUUGUGCUUGGACGGGGUAGAUCAGGCAUCGUAAACGGCGGAUGUCUACUACGGUAUUAUGUGUGUUACAGGGAAUACUCGCAUGAAUCUUGCAUGAAUGCCACUGUUUUUGGAUGCUCUUGCCCAUUGCAGUGCUUGUUACAUGAUCUGAGCAUUGUGACUUGUCUCUUAACACCACAGCCGAAUUUCUCGCUUGGCAUCAGGCCAGGUGUGGACGAAUCUGGAGAUGUAUCUAAGAUUUCCAAGCCCUCAUAGCCGCAACUCUUUUUGUUUUUGGUCUUUGCAGAACGUCGGCCGUUAUUACCUUAAGCACGUAGUUUAUAUAUAUCUAAAUAUAUCAGCUCGUGGCUGAUAAAUGGCAUGG